This is a messenger RNA of Dunckerocampus dactyliophorus (ringed pipefish), 3592 nucleotides long. RefSeq names its product nuclear receptor subfamily 2, group F, member 6b (gene nr2f6b). Gene Ontology annotation, biological process: cell differentiation; anatomical structure development; negative regulation of transcription by RNA polymerase II. Gene Ontology annotation, molecular function: nuclear receptor activity; RNA polymerase II cis-regulatory region sequence-specific DNA binding; zinc ion binding. The transcript is spliced from 5 exons. The record is from RefSeq and is a predicted model, not a curated record. Bases 1383 to 2603 code for a protein of 406 amino acids. Lineage: Eukaryota; Metazoa; Chordata; Actinopteri; Syngnathiformes; Syngnathidae.
CACGCACACACACACGCACACACACGCACACACACGCUUACUCUCCCUAAAGGGGGAGACCGAGCUGACUGAUCGAGAUCGAGAGGAGACUGGCUGCUCCUCACUGCCUUCCACUGGAGUCCUGUGACCGGCUUUUUCCUGCUUCUUUGACUAAUUUAUUCCGCUUGGAGCUGACGCAGGACAGGGAGAAGGGGGGGAAACGGACGGGAGUCAUGCAAUAGUACACCCUGACUCCCUGACAGGGAAUGUGGAAAGGUUGUGGCCUCUGCUUGUCACUGCUGGAUGGACAGUGACCAAACAAGACAGGGAAGGAAAAGUUUGUGGAAACUUCCCAGAGGAGGUCGAGUUUAUUCUGUUUUUUUUUUGUCUUUUUGGUGACAUUGGAGCCGAGCAUUGUUGGAGGCGCUCAAAGAAAAGUCAACUCCUGACAAGAGGACUAAUGAAUUUAGUUGCCGCAGAAACCACCAAGGCAUUUUUCCCGGGGAAAGAGGGGUGUGUUGUCUUUCUCUGCCCUCUCUGGUUUUAUUAAAACGCUGGGAGCGAGUGUCAGCAUUCCCUGGAUUUCAGGCCACAGAUCAUUUGUUUUUACAGAAAGCGCAUGGCCAAAGGCCAGAAGAAGGUUUUUUGGUCACCCCCCUUCCUUGUGGGGACAUAUUUCCCUUUUUUCCCUAAAUCAACGUUUACAUUUUUGCACUUUUCACCGCUGUCACCUCUGCCCCAACAAGUCAAGAGUGAGUCUGGACUAGAGCUGGCCCAGAUCAGCAGAUAACACCUCUACACUGCACAGGAACUGGUUGGACUAGUUUGGAAGUUGGAGCAGAGGGCAGGGUGGUUUAACCCUGCCUGAAGGAGAACUUUAUUUUCCUCCCACUUGUCCUUCUGGGAGAAAACAGUCACGCACACAGAGAGAGUCAUAGUGACUGUUUACGCUGAGGGAGACUUUUUAAUGCUUCGUCUUUUCAAGGAGGGAGAAUCUGGGAGCGAAAGUAAGAGGGAGGGAGAGUCCAGAGUGUAAUUUAUUGUUUCCUGGGUAAGAGCAGGCUGCACCCUUUUUUUUUUCCUUCUCCUGCCUGAACUCUGAACCGCUCAAUGUGUGUGUAAAGUUUUCUCAGGAGCCAUUGAUUGGAGGUCAGGGCGGCAAACACAAGGGUGAAAGGCAAGAACAGAGGGAGCAGGCAGAUUAAAGGAGACCAGAGUGCACCGAAGCAGACGUCGAGGAGGGAAAGGUCAACGCGGAGACAACUUUUCACCCUUUCAGCAACAAAUCUCACACGGGAGCCAGCGCAUUGUGCUUUUUGCUCACUUUUCAGACGUUGAGCGUAGUUUAAAGCCGGGGCGGGUCAGUGUAUGAUCCACUUACGGGCCGGCCUGACUUCGAGAAUAUGGCCAUGGUGAGCGGGGGAUGGGGCAACCCCAACGGGGACACGACUGGACUGGGGGAGAAGGUUUACCUGCGCAGGGAGGAAGAGGAGGGCUCGCCCCAUGCCGGAAGCAGCGACGUGGAUGUUGCGGAUGAGGACAAGGCCUGCGUAGUGGAUUGUGUGGUGUGUGGGGACAAGUCCAGCGGGAAGCACUACGGCGUGUUCACAUGUGAGGGCUGCAAGAGCUUCUUCAAAAGGAGCAUCAGACGCAACCUCAACUACUCCUGCAGGUCAAACCGAGAAUGCCAAAUCGACCAGCACCAUCGCAACCAGUGCCAGUACUGUCGACUCAAGAAGUGUUUCCGCGUUGGUAUGCGCAAGGAAGCUGUCCAGCGGGGGCGCAUCCCUCCUUCCCACUCAGGUAUCAGUCCCAACUCCCGGGCAGGUGGAGUGGGAGGCAUGUUGCCGGGUCACCUGGGGGCGGACUACUUCAACGGGCAGCCGGUGUCAGAGCUCAUCUCUCAGCUGCUUCGGGCCGAGCCGUACCCCAACAGCCGUUACGGGACCCCCUACAGCCAGGCGCAGAUGGGGGCUACUGCCAGCGGAGCCCCCGUCAUGGGCAUCGACAGCAUCUGUGAGCUCGCUGCUCGCCUCCUCUUCAGCACCAUCGAGUGGGCCAGAAACAUCCCGUACUUUCCGGAGCUGCCUGUUUCUGAGCAGGUGGCGCUGCUCAGGCUGAGCUGGAGCGAACUUUUCAUUCUAAAUGCGGCCCAGUCUGCUUUGCCUCUCCACAUGGCCCCCCUGCUGGCAGCGGCCGGCUUCCACUCGUCCCCCAUGUCCGCAGAGAGGGUGGUGUCCUUCAUGGACCAGGUCAGGGUGUUCCAGGACCAAGUGGACAAACUCAAUCGGCUGCAAGUGGACACCGCCGAGUACAGCUGCCUCAAAGCCAUCGCUCUCUUUUCACCAGAUGCAUGUGGUCUGACGGAUCCAGCCCACGUCGAGUCCCUGCAGGAGAAGGCCCAGGUCGCCCUGACCGAGUACGAGAGGUUGCAGUACCCCAACCAGCCUCAGCGUUUCGGCCGCUUGCUACUGCGCCUCCCGGCUCUACGGGCCGUGCCGGCCAACCUCAUCUCGCAGCUCUUCUUCAUGCGUCUGGUGGGAAAGACGCCUAUCGAGACGCUGAUCCGAGACAUGCAGCUGUCAGGGAGCUCCAUCAAUUGGCCCUAUGCCCCGGGACAGUGAAUCCUGCAGGCCAGAGUGGGAUACAGAGCAGCAAAAAAAUUAAAUAAAAUCACUGAAACUGGAGUUUUAGGGGUUUAAGGUAAAGAGAUCAAAGUAUUUGCAGCACUUGCGCGUUUAUGCUCUGGUCUCCAUCUGAUCUCUUUGUUUCAUUCUAGGCAAAAACAAGGCCUAAAUCAAAAGGCCCUAUGCACAUACUACCUCCUCCCAUUACAACCCUUAAUGUGACUGAGUUUGCUCCAAGCCUCUGCGUGUGUGUGUGUGUGUGUGUGUGUGUUUUCUCUGCUUUAAGUCCAAAUGAAGCCAUAGCAACACCACUUCCAUGCACACGACCCCGUGUGGGUCGGCCCGUGAUGUGCUGACUGUAUGGAAGUUGUUUUAUUUGUUACCAAAUGUAUUCCAUCACACAAGUAAUGUCAAUUUGUUGUGUAUUAUGUACAGUAUAUGUGCUACACAAAUAUUUAUGCUCAAAGACACCCUGUGAAGAAGUUACAAUUUCAGGAUUUGCUGCCCUCCAGUGGCACAAACACAAACUACAUUUUCACACAGUGACUUUACCACAGAGAUGUUGACAGCGAGCAAGCAGACAGCACACCUUGACUCUUCACAGAUCCCUGUCUGACAUUAUUACCUCAUGUUUUAUAUUGUAAAAGGCAAAGAAUGUAGAGUUUUGCGCUAAAGAUACAUUUAAAGAGAUCAAGGUCGAUCAUCACAAGAAUGUAUCAGGAAUAAUCACCCAAAGACAGACCUCUCUGGUGAUUGAUUUUUUUUUUUUGUAUUUGAAGUGUACAUCCUCUAUGAAAGGUACGAUCCUUGUUAUGUUUCUUUUUUUUUGGUUGUUUAAGGGUAGUUCAGUUAGCUUUUUGGACAAUAUUGUUAUGCGUUGUGUGAAAACAUGGCCUUACGGAUGGUCGAGAAUGAUGGUGUUGGCACUUGUCGGGAGUAAAUUGGUCAUGAAAUGUUAAUGCUACAAACUACAACUUCAUCUGAUG